Malassezia restricta is the source of this 1449-nucleotide messenger RNA. RefSeq names its product elongation factor 1 alpha-like protein. The transcript has a single exon. Bases 1 to 1449 code for a protein of 482 amino acids. Gene Ontology annotation, biological process: translation. Gene Ontology annotation, molecular function: GTPase activity; GTP binding. The record is from RefSeq and is a predicted model, not a curated record. NCBI's taxonomy places the organism in Eukaryota, Fungi, Basidiomycota, Malasseziomycetes, Malasseziales, Malasseziaceae.
AUGAAAGUGUCGGACUCUCCCACAUCGAGCGCGCCGGGCACACCUGGCACUCCGUCGCGAUCACACAUGCCACCUGCGCCCAAGCUUGCCUAUACUCGCGAGCACAUCCUGCACGAGCUGCAGCAGCAGGAGCAAAAUUGCCAGCGCGAGAUCGGUCUCGUGGUGGUGGGCCAUGUCGAUGCAGGCAAGUCGACGCUCAUGGGCCGUAUGCUCGUCGAGCUGGGCCACGUCACGGAUCGCGAGCACCAUCAAAAUGUGCGGAACAGCAGCAAGGCCGGGAAGGGCAGCUUCGCCUACGCAUGGUCUCUUGACUCAUCGGAGGAAGAACGGGCACAUGGCGUGACGAUUGAUGUAGCGCACGACACGUUCCGCACCGAGCGCACGCUGUUUCAUCUGCUCGACGCGCCCGGCCACAAAGACUUUGUGCCUAACAUGAUUAGUGGCGCCGCACAGGCUGAUGCAGGUGUCCUCGUCGUGGACGCAAUUACCGGUGAGUUUGAGUCUGGCUUCUCCCCUCAGGGCCAGACACGCGAGCAUGCGACGCUGCUGCGCUCGCUUGGCGUCCAGCAGCUUGUCGUGGCCAUCAACAAGCUGGACGCGAUGGACUAUCUGCAAGCGCGGUACGAAGAUAUUGUCGCACAACUUACGCCGUUCCUAUCGCACUGCGGCUUCGAUAUGUCGCAUGUGCAGUUUGUGCCCGUGGCAGGCGUAACGGGUGAGAAUCUGCGCGCACGCUCCGAGUCCGGCUCCCUGGCCACAUGGUACCGUGGCGACACGCUCGCCGAGGCACUCGAUAAGCUGCAGCAGCCAUCACGCAUGUAUGAUGCUCCGCUGCGCAUGCCUGUGAACAACGUGUUCAAGGGCGGCUCGCUGAUUAGCUCAGGUCUAGGCGUGAGUGGUCGUAUUGUAAGUGGCAUUGUACAGGUCGGCGAAGUGCUGCGUGCGCUUCCAGGCGAUGCAUGGGGGAUCGUCAAGGCGAUCGAAUGCGAGAAUGAUACACGGCCCUGGGCAGCAGCUGGUGCUAUUGUGACGCUAUACCUGACGCAAAUCGAAGCAAACGAGGUGAGUGUCGGGAGCAUUUUGUGUGUGCCAUCGGCGCCCGUGCCUCUAUGUCGCGAAGUGCUGGUGCAGCUGCUGGUCUUUGCACCGACGUAUCCCAUCCUGCCAGGCACAGCCGUUGAAGUGUUUCACCACAGCGCUGAGAUUCCCGCUCAGAUCACCGAGCUUGUGAGUUUGCUGGAUCGCGCCUCGGGCGACGUGAUUCGUCUGCGGCCCCGUGUCUUGUCACGCCAUGCUACGGCCGUCGUACGCGUGUCGCUCGGUAGGCGAGGUCACGGUGCUGGCUUCCCGCUCGAGGUUUUCAGCACGAAUAAGGACAUGGCUCGCUUGCUAUUCCGCAUGCAUGGCGAGACAAUCGCGGCGGGUAUCAUCAUCGAAGCUACGCCGUAG